AUGUUUUUCUGCCGUUCUGACCGUGCCAGCUGCAAAGCCCUAGUGUUGAUUUUUCAGAGAUACGAGCUGGCCUCCGGCCAAUGUAUCAACCGCAAUAAAUCGGCAAUUACCUUCUCUUCCAAGACGCUGUCGGGCACAAAGCAUAAUGUUAAAUCAGCCCUUGUUAUAGGACAAGAAGGAGGCAUAGGAAAGUACCUCGGUCUACCUGAGCACUUCGGGAGAAGAAAGCGCGACAUUUUUGCCUCCUUGGUGGAUCGUAUCAGACAAAAAUUCCAUGGCUGGACGACUAGGUUUCUGUCGGGAUCUGGGAAGCUAGUUCUGCUGAAAUCCGUGCUGGCAGCAAUGCCUUCUUACGCCUGCUUCAAAUUGCCUCAGUCUCUUUGUAAACAAAUUCAAGCGGUUUUAACCCGGUUCUGGUGGGAUCAGAAACCGGAACAGAGACGGCUCUGCUGGAUCACGUGGGACAGACUCACGCUUCCGAAAUCUGUUGGUGGUCUCGGGUUUAGAGACAUCGAACUGUUCAAUGACGCCUUACUAGCCAAACUAACCUGGAGAUUGCUAAAGAACCCAGACUCCUUGCUUGGGCAGACAUUACUCGGGAAGUAUUGCCGUAACGAGAGUCUUUUGGAAUGUUCUUCUGGUGGAGCUAUGUCGCAUGGCUGGCGAGGAAUUUUAGCGGGACGGGAAGUCUUAAAGGUAGGUGUUGGAUGGGCCAUAGAUGAUGGCAGGAACGUCAACCUCUGGACAGAAAACUGGCUUUCAACCAGUGGUGCUCUACGCCCUAUAGGCCCGCCGACCUUUGAGGAAAAAGACAUGACUGUAAAAGAUCUCCUCCAGGCUAAUACUGCAGAAUGGAAUGUCCCAGAGAUCCGGUCUCAUUUACCGCAGUAUGAAGCAGCUAUCAGACUCAUCCAACCCAGUUCGCUCAAUAUGGAAGACACGAUGGUGUGGUUACCAGAGAAGACUGGCUAUGCUAUGGCAAAGCUUGCGGAAGGGAACAAAACACAACAAGCGGGGAAUGGUUCUUUUAACUGGAAGGUGUGUGUCUGGAAUGUUGAGACCUCCCCGAAGCUUAAAGUUUUCUUGUGGAAACUGGCCAACAGAGCUCUACCAGUGGGAGAAGCCCUGGCCAGAAGGGGUAUUGCGGCUACAACAACUUGCAAGAAGUGUGGCGCUAAUGAGAGUGAGAUCCACACCUUUUUUCAAUGUCUUUUUGCGAAAAAGGUUUGGUAUCUCCUCCCCGCUAUGCACAAACCUAUUGAAGCAACCCCGACGAUCCUGAACUUGAUCGAGAAUGGCAAGAGGAUGAUCACUCUCCCGCCAGCAGUGGUUAAAUGGGGCCUCGCUCAAGUUAUAUCACCACCAAAGCCUCCUGCUCCCCCGCUGGCUACUGCUCGAAACUAUAGCUCCUCUGAUACUCUUUGUUAUACAGAUGGAGCGUGGGAUGCGAUCUCAAAGACCGGUGGUAUGGGGUGGUGGUUCAAAGAUCACAUGGGGCUGAUGAUGGUACAAGGCGCUAAUGGAAAGCGAUAUGUCGGUUCUGCCUUGAUGGCAGAGGCUCUAUCACUUAAAAUGGCGUUGGAAUUUGCAACUGGCUUAGGUAUCCAAGACCUAAGAUGUUUUUCAGAUUCUCGCAGUCUUGUGUCAUUGCUUACGACGAACUCUUCUGUCGUUGAGCUUCAAGGGAUCCUCCAUGACAUAUGCGUGUUGAGUAGUUCUCUUACUUCUAUCUCUUUUCAUCACAUUUCUCGUUUGGAGAAUGGUGUAGCUGAUGGGCUAGCUAAGUCUGCUCUUGUUUUAUCAAGGAACUACUUGAUCUUCGAAAACAGGGCAUGGACGCCAUUGGAGAUUCUUACCAAAGCGGUAAGUAAUGCAAAAGAAUGGCAUCUUGCUCAGAUAUCUACCACUCAGCCUCGCGCUUCUAUGUCACCUAGCUCGAUCCCACCCUUACAAAACACAUGCCUGCUAUGCUUUACUGAUGCAGCGUGGCAUGCUACAACAUCUAAAGCGGGAUGUGGGUGGAUCUUCAUCACCCAGAAGGACGAGCAACUACAUCAGGAUACGACUACAUUUGAUAACACCUCGUCUGCACUAAUAGCUGAAGCGUUAGCUAUUAGAUCGGCUCUUCUCAACGCCCUCGAAGCUGGCUUUACAAGAAUCUGCAUCAAGUCAGAUUGUCAAGCACUUGUUGCUGUCAUCAACUCGAAGAAUCACCCGAAGGAUCUCUACGGAAUCUCACGGGACAUCGAGCAUCUAUCCCUCUCCUUUGAUUGUAUUGUUUUUUCUUAUGUAUCCAGAAACUUGAACUCCUUGGAUGAUUCACUUGCUAAAUCAGUUCUGUACUUGACUACCACCAACUAUUUUUAG
Molecule: messenger RNA, 2367 nt
Organism: Brassica oleracea var. oleracea
Lineage: Eukaryota; Viridiplantae; Streptophyta; Magnoliopsida; Brassicales; Brassicaceae
Exons: 3
Coding region: 1-2367 (788 amino acids)
Molecular function (GO): nucleic acid binding; RNA-DNA hybrid ribonuclease activity
Source: RefSeq, a predicted model, not a curated record